Messenger RNA from Aspergillus nomiae NRRL 13137, 945 nucleotides. RefSeq lists its product as uncharacterized. The record is from RefSeq and is a predicted model, not a curated record. Gene Ontology annotation, biological process: DNA replication, removal of RNA primer. The transcript has a single exon. Lineage: Eukaryota; Fungi; Ascomycota; Eurotiomycetes; Eurotiales; Aspergillaceae. Gene Ontology annotation, molecular function: RNA-DNA hybrid ribonuclease activity; nucleic acid binding. The coding region runs from base 1 to 945 and encodes 314 amino acids.
AUGUCUUUUCGCCCAGACAGCCCUGUCGAGCUUCCCAAUGGCCAUUUAGUGUGUGGCUCACAUCACCUAGUCGUCUGUCCUAUCUGCACUGUUGAUUAUAGUUUUAUGGAAGAAGUAUUAGAAGAAGAUCAAGACUCUCGCGAUGAAAACAUAAGCGACGAGGAGAGACCAUUCGACGAGGAAAGUCUAUCUGACGAGUCAACAUUCGACAAAAAGACAGCAUUUGACAGUAUGACCCGACUUAGAGUCGGCACAGGACGCGUCAUUCCUACAAAGUUUCACCCGGAUAACACAAGGGAUACCCCGCAGUCACUUUUCCCAUCUGGUGUCAGCUAUAAUUCCUCACCAGCUGUAUGCCGGUUCAUUCAUCGAAACAACGCCAAACAAUUGCUUAUCUACACAGACGGUGCAUGUUUAGAUAACGGCGGAGCAAACCCCAAAGCCGGCUGUAGCUUUGUUUUCAAAUCUUCCACAAUACAGCCUGAAUAUCUUAGCUACGUACGCUUUCCUCUCGAAAACUCAGGGCCUACUGGUGAAGCGCAUCCGCAAACAAGCAACCGGGCAGAGCUACGCGCCGUUAUUGCAGCUUUACGAUUUCGGUUCUGGACAGGCGAAGGGUUCGACAGUCUCGUGAUCGCGACAGACUCCGAAUAUGUUGUCGAGGGUGUGACAUCUUGGGUACGUGGAUGGCUAUCGAGAGAUUGGAAGACGAAAAUAGGAGCAGCGGUUAAGAACCGGGACCUUUGGGAAUGCCUACUUGGAGAAAUAGAAAGAUGGGAUAGCAAUGGCAUGCAAGUCAAAUUCUGGCGUAUUCCAAGGAAUUGGAAUACAGAUGCGGACUAUCAUGCUAGACAUGCGGCUUCUGAAGAUACACGAGGCGACUUCGAAGAUCUCAAGGGCAUAAAUCUCUCAAGCCAUAUGGUUAUAUAUCAGGCCGUGCACUAA